Anopheles nili is the source of this 2418-nucleotide messenger RNA. It is a transcript of the gene Sec6, whose product is annotated as exocyst complex component 3. The transcript is spliced from 2 exons. The coding region runs from base 205 to 2418 and encodes 737 amino acids. Gene Ontology annotation, biological process: exocyst localization; exocytosis. The record is from RefSeq and is a predicted model, not a curated record. Gene Ontology annotation, cellular component: exocyst. NCBI's taxonomy places the organism in Eukaryota, Metazoa, Arthropoda, Insecta, Diptera, Culicidae. Gene Ontology annotation, molecular function: SNARE binding.
AAUUAGGUUUUGGCUUCAAAUUGUUCACGUUUCACAUUGUAUUUCCAUUUUUUAUCAUUUCAGUGCAUAACAUAUACAUCAGUUCGAAAGAAGAUAAGUUUCGUUUGCAAUCUAGAGGGUGAACCCCAGUUUGUUUACGUCAUCGGUUUGUUGUUGACUCAAAGUAUCUAAGUAGUAUCACGCGAGAAAAUAUCUUUGCACGGGAUGGAUCUUGAGCAGAUUCACCAGGAGGCCCGGCAAGCGGCGCUGAAUGAAGUGAAAAAUAUGUUCCAACGGUCCAACCAGAUGGAAAAAGUGGAUCAGUACCGUCGCCGCAUAUAUCGCAAGAAUCUCUCCAUGGACGCGCAGCUGAAGACGUGCAUGCAAAAUCAGACUGAUGAUGUGAAGAUUGGCGUAAAAAAGUUACAAACCGCAUUGGAUCAAAUCCAGGAGAUCGGUGACCGGAUGAAGAACACUUUUGCAAUGCUUGCGGACGUACCAGCCGUUUACGAUACGCUCGAGAGCGUCCGGGAUGAGAACGCCAAACAUUCCCAGUACAUGACGGCGAUGGAGAAUUUGAAGCACAUCUUCACCGUCCAGUCAAGUGUGGACAAAGCGAUGCAGUGGAUUGAAGAGGACAAGCUGUUACACGCGCACCAGUGCCUAUCGGAUUUGGAAAAUUCACGCGACGAUCUGCUGUAUGAGCUGCACAAACUUCCCAAGCAGAACGCGCACGACAAGAUUACCCUUAAGCGGUAUUUCGAGAAGGUCGAGACGGUGUCAGUGACGCUUGAGAAGAAAAUUCGCCUCGUCCUGCAGCGUACGCUCAACACGGUACGCAAGGAACCAACCGUUAUCGUCACGUCGCUCCGUAUUAUCGAGCGAGAGGAAAAAGCGGAUGCGUUCGCGUUGCAGCAACAGAAAAAUACGGGCUUUAUCGCACCUGGACGCCCGAAACGCUGGCGCCAGAAGGCUCUGGACGUGUUGAACGAUGCAGUCGUGCAGCGAAUCGAGGGCUCGAAGCUUGAAGAACGGUCCGACAACAAGAUGUGGUUGGUACGAGAUCUCGAGCUAACGAGACAGUUCCUGUUGGAGGACCUGCGUGUGGUUAAGUCGCUUUGCGUGCCUUGCUUUCCUCCGCAUUACAACAUUCUGAAUGAGUACGUAAAGAUGUACCACAACGCCAUGUCGAAAUAUCUCGAGGAACUAAUACAGACGGGUCUGGAAGGCAACGAGUACAUAACGAUUCUGUCGUGGAUCAUGAACACAUAUCCCGGUCGCGAACUGAUGCAACACCCUGACCUGCAGAUCGAUCUGUCCGACGCAGGUCCGUUGGUCAGCAAGCAACGGCUGCACGAGAUGGAGACGGCCUAUCUGCGCACGAUGGAACGCAACUAUCAGGAGUGGAUGACGAAGACCCUGGAAACGGAGAAAACCGACUGGAUCAGCGGGGUCGAGAUGGAUUCGAGCGAUCAGUAUUAUCACACCUCGGCGCCGAUGAUAAUUUACCAGAUGAUUGACCAAAACCUCCAAGUUACCAAUACGACUCAUUCCGAUCUCACGUUUAACGCGCUCAUUCUGAGCAUCCAGCAGAUGACCAAAUACGGUCACAUCUAUCGAACGGCGGUGAUCGAGUACAAGGAGCGGCAUUUCCGCGACCGCAGCCAGGCUCCGUUCUUUACGCAACACAUCAUCACGAUCGUCAACAAUUGCCAGCAGAUGAUCGAGAUAGCUCAACAGCUGAAGCAGCUGUACUGGCCAAAAUCGAAGACGCAGCACUACGAAGAGUUCGAGAAGCUGGUCAAAACGUAUCAAACGCUGCGUGACGAAACGGGGCUGUUCCUGCUGGAGGAAGCUUUCCUCGACUUGGAGGGUCACUUUAACGAGCUGUUCACCGCUAAGUGGACGGCGUCCUCCGUCUCAGUCGAUACGAUUUGUGUCACGCUCGAGGACUACUUUCAGGAUUACAACCACCUACGAGCGGCCAACUUCGAGUACGUGAUCGGAGAGGCACAAAAGCUGGUGGCGAAGCGGUACAUCAAGGCGAUGCUGUCGAAGAGGCUGAACAAAAAUCGAGCCGAAUGUGAGGCGUUGGCAAAGAAGAUUGCUAAAGAAGCGAAACAGAUUAGGGUGUUCUUCGAGAAGGUAGCACCAAAUGUGGCGAAAGGUGACUCUCCGAUCGAUGUCAUUUCCAACUUGGCUGGGCUGUUAAAUUGUGACACAGAGAUGCUCGUGCUCGAUCUGCAUUCACUGUUGUCGUCGUACCCAUCGAUAACAGAGGAUCAUCUUGUCCGACUAUUUUACAUGCGGAGCGAUUUCAAGAGCAGCGAGCUGAAGGAAAAGGUACAGGAUGCGCUGGUUUCGAGAAAAUCGACCAUUAGUCAUGACAAGCAGGAUGCAAUCUUCAAAGAGAUCGUGUUCUCCGACAAGCUGUGGUAG